Messenger RNA from Olea europaea var. sylvestris, 2366 nucleotides. RefSeq names its product trihelix transcription factor GT-2-like. NCBI's taxonomy places the organism in Eukaryota, Viridiplantae, Streptophyta, Magnoliopsida, Lamiales, Oleaceae. The record is from RefSeq and is a predicted model, not a curated record. The coding region runs from base 263 to 1849 and encodes 528 amino acids. The transcript has 2 exons.
UUCACCGCUCCUUUUUUCCUUUCUUCUUUAACCCCUUUUCGGAAAGAGGGGAAAAAAAAAUACAGAAAAGGUGAUUUGAUCAGUGAAAAAAAGAAACCCAGAAAUUCAAACCAACCCUGAACACGAAUAAGCUUAUGAGCCAGGAUUUUUUCUUUUACCAUAGCUGUUAAGCCUUCACUACCGUCCAAAAAUAGAAGGGAAAAGGCUUUUUUUUACCUUGUUUUCCUCGGAAUAUUUCCGGUUUACCAAGUCAAGUCAAGUCAUGUUGGAUAGUUCAGUUUUCUCGGAAAAUUCUGGUGUUGAUGGUGCUGAUGGUAGUGGUACAAGUGGUGGAGCAGCCGCUCAUGGGGUGGCUGUGGAACCUAGAAAUGAGGGUGGCAGUGCCGAGGGUGGUGAAUAUUUUGACCGGAAUUCACCUGGUAAUCGGUGGCCUCGUGAGGAAACUUUGGCUUUGUUAAAGAUAAGAGCCGAUAUGGACCGUGCAUUUCGUGAUUCCAUUCUUAAAGCUCCUCUUUGGGAUGAAGUUUCUAGGAAAUUAGGUGAGCUUGGAUACAAUCGAAGUGCCAAGAAAUGCAAAGAGAAAUUCGAGAAUAUUUACAAGUACCACAAGAGAACGAAAGAAGGCAGAUCCAGUCGGCAAAAUGGGAAAAACUAUAGAUUCUUCGAGUUAUUAGAGGUGUUUGAUAAUCAACUCUCUGUUCCAUUGACCCCCUCGAACCAAGUCCAAACAUACCUGAUGAAAACUACAGCAGCGUCACCAUUGAGGGUAAAUCCCAUAAAUGCAUCUCAAGAUUUUAGGGUACCUUGUUCGAAUCAAGAUCCUGAUACUGAAUUCAUUUCCACCUCUACAUCCUCCUCGGAGGAGAGAUCUGAAGGAAGCGUUAAGAGAAAGAGGAAGUUGGCAGAAUAUUUUGAGAGAUUAAUGAAGGGUGUUUUAAAGAAGCAAGAGGACUUACAGAACAAGUUCUUAGAAUCCAUAGAGAAACAUGAGGAGGACAGGAAAGCAAGAGAAGAAGCAUGGAAGGUGCAAGAAAUGGCUAGAAUAAAGAGAGAACAAGAUUUUUUAGCCCAAGAACGAGCAGUUUCCGCGGCUAAGGAUGCAGCCGUGCUUGCAUUUUUGCAAAAGAUCUCGCAGUACUCAACAACUCUGCAAAUGCCAGAAAUCCCAUUUCCGAUAUUUGAAAAACAUUUGGACACACGUGACAAUCUGUUGGAGAAGUGCAUUGACAAACGACAAAAUGGUGUUGGGGAGACUUCAAAUCAUACUGAUAAACAAGAGAAUGGUGUUGGUGAGAAUACUACUCUAAUGUGCUCUUCACGGUGGCCAAAAGCAGAAGUUGAAGCUUUGAUUAUGCUUAGAACUGAUCUUGAUUUGAAAUAUAACGAUAAUGGGCUGAAAGGGCCCUUGUGGGAGGAAAUUUCGUCUGCGAUGAAGAAGCUUGGUUAUGAUAGAAGUGCAAAGAGGUGUAAAGAGAAAUGGGAGAAUAUAAACAAGUAUUACAAGAGAGUGAAAGAUAGCAACAAGAGGCGGCCUCAGGAUUCGAAAACUUGUCCUUACUUCAACAUGCUUGAGUCAAUCUAUGCAAAGAAGUCUAAAACCGAACACACUUUGGAAAAUUCGAGUUACAAUAUGCAGCCUGAACGCAUUUUAUUUGAAAUGACGGGCAAACAACAACAUCAGCCUCCUCCACCGCUGCCAUCACAGCAACAACAUCAGUCAGAGACAGAAGACGGUGAGAAUGAAAAUCAAAAUCAAGAAGACAAUGCCGAGGAUGAAGAGGACGAUGACAAUGGAGAUGGUUAUCAAAUUGUUGCUAAUGUUCCCUUUUCUUUAUCAACUAUGGGGUAAGAUGAUGAGAAGCAGACAUUUACAUAAGAUCAAAUAUAGUUACUUCAACCCCCCUUGGCAAUAUACUAGAGGAGAGGAGAAGCGAGUCAGACUCCGUUCUUUAGCAUGUUUGGUAAGGUGGAUUACACAAGUUGGACAAUGUUAUAAAGAGAACAAACGAAGCUAAAAUCCUAUUCGUUGCACUGUCCAAUUUCGAUUCUGCAUACCAAACAUGUGCUAUAUAUACCAUACAUGAGUGCAUAUAAUGGAGCAGUGUCUUUCUAGAGUAAAUUUAGUCAUUUGUUUUUUGAGAAAAUAGUGACAGAGAUUAGUGUUUGGUCUUAUGAUGUAACAUAGUACCCUUUCUUCCCAUUUAUACUGCACAAUACAGUGAUACACACACUCUGCACAAGUUAAGUAGUUUGGUUGUUGAGUUUGCUUGUCUUAAAUAAAGACCAGUCAUUUAUAAGAACAAUUAUAUUCCAAUAAAUGAUGUGAUGGCUGAUUUAAUGCCAUGUGACCAGAGGAUUUGAGCGAA